GGAUGGCGUCAUUAGUGGACUGGCGGCUUUUAAUGGUCCGUGUAAUCGUUGUGCUGCUGCAAGGGGUGGUACGAGGCGGCGCUGACGAGAACGAAUACCGACUGACGCGGUACCUGAUGACUGAUUACGAUGCCUCGGUGCGACCUGUCGAGAACAGCUCCCUGCCGCUCAAAAUCACUUUUGGCAUCUCCCUCCAUCACAUCAUUGACGUCGACGAGAAAAACCAAAUCCUGACAACCAACUGCUGGCUGACGUACAUCUGGACGGACCACCACCUUAAGUGGAACGCGUCCGACUUUGCCGGAAUCAAGGUCGUCCGCAUCCCGUACAACCGCGUAUGGAAGCCGGACGUUAUCCUUUACAACAAUGCUGACUCCCAAUACAGCAACGCGGUCAUCAACACAAACGUGAUUGUGUCUAGCAACGGCGAGGUGGUUUGGCUCAGCCAUGGCAUCUAUCGCAGCUCUUGUGACAUCAACGUCGAGUACUUCCCUUUUGACAUCCAGAGCUGCCGCAUGAAAUGGGCUUCCUGGACCUACGACGGAUACCAGGUUGACUUGGUAAAGCAGACAGAGCACGGUGAUGUGAGCAACUAUCAGCCAAACGGCGAGUUUGACCUGGUCAGUUUCGAGGCCGACCGACACGUGGUGAUUUACUCAUGCUGUCCUGAGCCUUACCCCGACAUCACCUACACCAUCCGCAUCCGUCGGCGUCCGCUCUUCUACGUCUUCAACCUCAUUUUACCCUGCAUGCUCAUCAACUCAAUUGCGUUACUAGUGUUCUACGUGCCGUCCGAAAGUGGAGAGAAGGUAACGCUUGGCAUCUCGGCGCUACUCUCCAUGACCGUCUUCCUCAUGACCAUUCGCGAAAGCUUACCGCCUACGGAAAAAACUCCGCUUAUAAGCAUGUAUUACGGCGUGAGCAUCUGCCUGGUUUCUUUCGCAAGCGGCCUAAGUGUGGUCACCCUGAACGUGUACCAUCGAGGUGUUCGCGGCACCGGCGUGCCCAAGGUGGUCAAGCGUCUGGUGCUAGGGCCACUGGCGCGCCUCGUCCUGGUGCACUUCGACGUCUCGGAAACGCGAGACGUGCCACCUCACCAGCCGGUGCCGGGCCCAGCGCAGCGAUUCAAGCCCCACGACGCGCGAGCAGGGAGUCGCGUCGAUUCGUCGUCCAGGGCCGACAAGUGGACGCAGGACAACGACCACCGGCCGAGCGACUACUCGCCCGAGCGGUCGCCGCGCUUCGUGCCUCGCAGGCAGCGCCGGGACUCGAACCCAGACAGCUUGGAGGGUCAGUUCCUUCGCGCCCUGCACAAAAUCAACGCGGCCCUGGAGCGCAACGAGGGUCGCGUGCUGGAACGUGAGCGUCGCGAGGGCACGGCGCGUGAGUGGAAGCAGGUCGCGCUGGUGUGCGACCGCGUGCUGCUGUGGGCCUUCCUCUUCACCACGGCCGUCACCACCACAGCCAUCCUCUUCUCCAGCCCCCACGGACCCUGA
Messenger RNA from Neocloeon triangulifer, 1496 nucleotides. It is a transcript of the gene nAChRbeta1, whose product is annotated as neuronal acetylcholine receptor subunit alpha-10. Gene Ontology annotation, molecular function: transmembrane signaling receptor activity; acetylcholine-gated monoatomic cation-selective channel activity. Bases 3 to 1496 code for a protein of 497 amino acids. The transcript has 9 exons. The record is from RefSeq and is a predicted model, not a curated record. Gene Ontology annotation, cellular component: postsynaptic membrane; synapse; neuron projection. NCBI's taxonomy places the organism in Eukaryota, Metazoa, Arthropoda, Insecta, Ephemeroptera, Baetidae. Gene Ontology annotation, biological process: nervous system process; signal transduction; chemical synaptic transmission.